Messenger RNA from Abrus precatorius (Indian licorice), 732 nucleotides. Its product is annotated as AIG2-like protein D. The record is from RefSeq and is a predicted model, not a curated record. Lineage: Eukaryota; Viridiplantae; Streptophyta; Magnoliopsida; Fabales; Fabaceae. The transcript is spliced from 5 exons. The coding region runs from base 58 to 579 and encodes 173 amino acids.
GCUAAUAAGAAAGCUAGUUUAGCGAAAGCAGAGGAAGAACAGAACAGAACGGAGAAGAUGAGCUUGAAGGUGAAUUGUGGCGACACUCACAACGUCUUCGUCUAUGGUAGCCUCUUAGCCGACGAGGUUGUCCACGUCCUCUUGAAGCGCGUCCCUUCAACCGCACCCGCUACCCUUCAACACUAUCACAGGUUUAAGAUCAAGGAUCGCGUUUAUCCCACUAUACUCCCUGUUCAGAAUAAGAAAGUUACUGGCAGGGUGCUUCUUGAUAUCUCGGGUGUGGAGUUGGAUAUUUUAGAUGAGUUCGAGGAUGUUGAAUAUACAAGAAGAGAUGUUGAGGUUUCCUUGAUGCAAAAUUCUGAGAAGUUGCGAGUUCAUGCUUAUGUUUGGAGCAACCCAAAUGAUCCUAACUUGUAUGGAGAGUGGGAUUUUGAGGAAUGGAAACAAGUUCACAAGAAUGAUUUCGUCCAGAUGACUAAUAGCUUCGUGCAAGAGUUGGAAUUGCCAGAAUCAAAGCCUAGAGUGCAGACUUAUGAAGCCUUCUAUAAGCAAGAAAACGAUAAGCCACUUGAGCCUUGAUGUUUACAGUUUGCACAAAAUUCUGCGUAAUGCGCACUGUGUAGUGUUCUAUGGCUCAAUUAAGAAUCUUACUAUUCACGGUUAAUAAUUAUUAGUUCCUUUUCGAAUCAUUCGUUUGAUGAUUUAAUAACCAUGCUGUCUUUUCAAUGGUUU